CCUAUUAGUGGUAUCAGAGCAACUACUGCUCUCACGAGUCUUGAUCAUGGCCACUCACGAUGAAUCCCCCAACUCUGCUGCAUCCAAAACCUCCCCAAACUCUGUUGCAACUGUUCUCAAUCCUGGACUCACCAAAAAUCCAUUGUCUUUCAAUUUCGCUGCAUUCCCUGUAAAGCUAACGCCCACCAACUAUAUGUCUUGGGGGGCUCAAUUUACUUCUUUGCUUGCAGGUUAUGAACUAGAUGGCUACCUUGAUGGCAGGAACCCCUGUCCAGUUGCAACCGCACUAGAGUAUAGCCUGUGGGCUCGUCAAAAUCAACUCUUGCGACAUGCUCUUAUCACCACUGUCUCAGAGAACAUUACCCCUUAUAUCGCUGCUGCUGCCACAGCACAACAGGCAUGGGAAACAUUAGCGAGGCUCUAUGCUAAUCGUUCUCGCAGUCGGGUGAUCACUUUGAAGGAACGUCUCCAAAAUAUGAGACGUGAUGGCCGCUUCUCUUCGAGCACAGGACUCCUCUUUCCUUUGAUGACUUGCAUGACAGAUUGGUCCCGCCCUGAGAUCACACCGGUGACAGCUCAUUAUGCCGCUGCUUCCUUUAAUUUCAGUACUGAUUCCUCUUCUUCAUUGAGUGCAGGCAACUCUAAUUCUUCUCUUGGCCGCCACCCUCCACAAGCAUUCUGUGGCAAUCGGAAUGGGCAGAACUCUUCCAAUCGUGGCAAUCAAAACCAGUGUCAUAAUUUCGGACCCAAACCCACAACUCGACCCACUAAUUCAGGUUGCCAAUUGUGUGGUCCUGCAGGCCACUUUGCUCGAAAUUGCCCCAACUAUCGUGUGCAGGCUCUUGGGUCCAUGGCAAAUUUGGCCUCCUCCUCUGCUGCCUUUUUUUAUGACUGCCUAUUGGAUUCUGGUGCCAACAACCAUGUGACCACUGAGUUGGCUAACUUGGUACUUCAUUUUAAAUACAAUGGUCAUGAUGAGCUUCAUAGUGGUGAUGGAAUAGGUUUGAAAAUCACACAUGUGAGACACUCCACACUAUCUACCUCUCAAUCCUCUUUAUCUUUGCGUAAUGUUUAUCCUCUUUAUCUUUGCUUAAUGUUUCUACCCCUCGCAAUUUAAUUUUUAUCUCUCAGUUGUGUAAACAUGCUAAUGUUUAUGUUGAAUUUCAUGCAAAUUAUUUCUUGGUGAAGGAUUGCUACACGAACGAGACAUUACUCUAAGGGCCAAACAUUUAUGGGAUUUAUCAAAUACCGAGAAAGCACUAGUAAGAGAGUGUACUUCUUUGGCGAUUUGGCAUUUACGCUUAGGUCAUCCCUCUAUGAAAACCCCUAAACAAAUUACUAAUGUUUCCAAUUUAUCAUUAUUGAAUAAAAUAAAGUUUUCAUU
Messenger RNA from Rubroshorea leprosula, 1384 nucleotides. Lineage: Eukaryota; Viridiplantae; Streptophyta; Magnoliopsida; Malvales; Dipterocarpaceae. The record is from the annotation of a GenBank genome assembly.